AUGAUUGCACUCUCCCUCUUACCAUUCCUUGCACUCUUAGCUACAGCUCUUGCCCAGGAGACUCAUGACCGCAGGAACAUCCGGAACGUAGUGGAGAACGGUAUGGCCAAGUGGAUUGAACAUCUCGGUGGCCCCGCAAGUCGCACCUCCGGCCACGCCAUCAGCUUCCAAGAGCGCAAGAACGCCCAAGGAAAGCCACUGUACUGUGCUUCUCCCACCAACCGCGACGCCUGGAAUGACAAGGUCCCCCACGACACACUUGCGAUGGAAUACACUGAGAACAAAGGCUGGGGCGGAAGUGUCGGCUUGACACGCAACGGGAAGCCCUGGCAGCAACUCGUAUAUAUUGCCAACGGGUACACACUGCUUGGAGUUAUGCACGAGCUAGGCCAUGUUCUAGGCAUGGCCCAUGAGCACAACCACCCGGACCGCGACACCUACCUCAAAAUCACCCCCAAAGCCCUCGCAGACUGGGACUCAUGCUGGCAACGCGUCCACGCCCACGAAGGCCCGCUCAUUACACCCGAGAAUCUCUGCCGCUCCAUCCGUCUAACCAUCAAAUACGGUUGCACAUGCGCCGCCUUUGUCAAAAACUACGUUGAACCAGGCUGGCCCAUCAAGUCAAACGCCGGCUUCGAUAUCGCCAGCAUCAUGCAUUACGCCAGUGUGUCCGGGUAUUCGAAUCAGCGGUGCAUCACCAAGGGUGAGGAUUGUCCUGUGGUGGCGUAUGUGGACCCGAAGGAUCAUGGCAAAGGGACGAGGUUGGUGGAGCAGGUGAGGAGGCCGAGUGAGAAGGACUUGAUGUGGGUCAAGAGGAAUUAUCCGUGGUAGGAGCUCUAGAGUUAGAGGCUUUUGGGCUAGAAAGAAUGCUCCUCUAAAGACUACCUUGUCGCUCUGUUCCCCCCCGAGCUUUUGUAGAAGGGAAACACGAAGUCAUGAAGCUGCACUAGUAGACUGAUGCCUU
Molecule: messenger RNA, 964 nt
Organism: Bipolaris maydis ATCC 48331
Lineage: Eukaryota; Fungi; Ascomycota; Dothideomycetes; Pleosporales; Pleosporaceae
Source: RefSeq, a predicted model, not a curated record